Messenger RNA from Melanotaenia boesemani (Boeseman's rainbowfish), 3035 nucleotides. It is a transcript of the gene slc17a7a, whose product is annotated as solute carrier family 17 member 7a. Lineage: Eukaryota; Metazoa; Chordata; Actinopteri; Atheriniformes; Melanotaeniidae. The transcript has 13 exons. The coding region runs from base 66 to 1820 and encodes 584 amino acids. Gene Ontology annotation, cellular component: synaptic vesicle membrane; excitatory synapse. Gene Ontology annotation, molecular function: L-glutamate transmembrane transporter activity; neurotransmitter transmembrane transporter activity. Gene Ontology annotation, biological process: synaptic transmission, glutamatergic; transmembrane transport; regulation of synapse structure or activity. The record is from RefSeq and is a predicted model, not a curated record.
CGUUCAGGCAGGACAGGAGGGCGCGCGGGACAUCAGCACACCGGCCGGGUCAAGAAGCUGCAAGGAUGGAGAUCCGACCAGACAGGUUUAAGGCGGUCGCAGGCAAAACUUUGGGGAAAAUUCACAGGCUGAUUGAGAAACGACAGCAGAAUGGAGAAACCAUUGAGUUAUCAGCAGAAGGCCGCCCUGAGCUGGUGGAGGAGAAGGAGUUGCCUGUGGUGGACUGUACCUGCUUCGGUCUGCCCAGACGCUACAUCAUCGCCAUCCUGUCUGGGCUGGGAUUCUGCAUCUCUUUUGGAAUCAGGUGCAACCUGGGUGUAGCCAUUGUAAGCAUGGUCAAUGACCAUACUGUCUACAAAGGCAAUAAAGAAGUGCUUGUGGCUGCACAGUUCACUUGGGAUCCAGAGACAGUGGGGAUGAUCCACGGCUCCUUCUUCUGGGGCUACAUAGUCACACAGAUCCCGGGUGGCUUUAUAUGUCAAAAAUUUGCAGCCAACAGAGUGUUUGGCUUUGCUAUAGUGGCCACAUCCACACUCAACAUGCUGAUUCCAUCUGCAGCGCGUUGCCAUUAUAGCUGUGUCAUACUUGUCAGGAUAUGUCAAGGCCUUGUUGAGGGUGUAUCAUACCCAGCCUGCCACGGGAUCUGGGCCAAGUGGGCGCCUCCUCUUGAGAGAAGUCGAUUAGCCACAACAGCCUUUUGUGGAUCCUAUGCAGGGGCAGUGGUGGCCAUGCCCUUAGCUGGGAUACUGGUGCAAUACACAGGGUGGCCUUCUGUAUUUUAUGUCUAUGGCAGCUUUGGGAUAUUCUGGUAUAUGUUUUGGAUUUUGGUGUCAUAUGAGAGCCCCGCAGUCCAUCCUACCAUCACGCCAGAGGAGAGAAAAUACAUUGAAGAGGCAAUCGGAGAAUCGGCAGGAUUUCUCAAUCCCCUCCAAAAAUUUAAAACCCCUUGGAGGCACUUCUUCACCUCCAUGCCAGUCUACGCCAUCAUCGUGGCCAACUUCUGCAGGAGCUGGACUUUCUACCUGCUGCUCAUCAGCCAGCCCGCCUACUUCGAAGAAGUCUUUGGCUUUGAGAUCAGCAAAGUGGGCAUCGUGUCAGCUUUGCCCCAUCUGGUGAUGACAAUCAUCGUGCCUAUUGGAGGCCAGUUGGCUGACUACCUGAGAACCCACAACCUGAUGACCACCACUAACGUCAGGAAGCUCAUGAACUGCGGAGGUUUUGGAAUGGAAGCCACCCUCUUGCUAGUGGUGGGAUUCUCACACACAAAAGGUGUUGCCAUUUCUUUCUUGGUCCUCGCUGUGGGAUUUAGUGGAUUUGCAAUCUCAGGUUUUAAUGUCAAUCAUUUGGAUAUCGCUCCUCGAUAUGCCAGCAUACUGAUGGGUAUUUCAAACGGAGUGGGAACGUUAUCAGGAAUGGUGUGUCCUCUCAUAGUGGGAGCCAUGACCAAACACAAGACACGUGAAGAGUGGCAGUACGUCUUCCUUAUAGCCUCCGUCGUUCAUUAUGGAGGAGUGAUUUUCUAUGGACUUUUUGCAUCAGGAGAAAAACAGCCGUGGGCAGAUAUAGAGGACACGAGUGAGGAGAAGUGUGGUAUUAUUGAUGAGGAUGAACUGGCCAAUGAGACAGAGGAAAUGUACCGUGGAGGCGGGCAAUACGGAGCCAUGGGCCAGCCAGGGAUUGGUUCAAACGGAGGAGGCGCCGGAGGUGGAGGAGCUGGAGCUGGAUGGGUGACAGACUGGGAUAAAUCUGAGGAGUAUGUGCAACCGCCUGGAUAUAACUCAUACAUGUAUGGGGGAGAAAAGGAGAAGGAGCUGACAUAGAAGACUGAUGUGACACAAAUUUUAAGAAAUUAAGAGGAAGAUUGUUCUUGGAAAGGGGUGUGAGAGAGUCACUGCUGUACUGAAAUGAACUGCAGCAGUCUCUGUGCAACAGUUACAACGGCACAUAUCAAAGAGUAUGCAUCUGAUUUGCUCCAUUAUGAGUGUGUGUGUGUGUGUGCAUAUGAGUGUGAAUGAGUGUGUAUGACGGCAUGCGGGUGUCAGAGUGAUUAACAUACAUGAACACAAACAGUUUUCAUCUGCAGAAUCUGAACUUCUUUCCUGCUCCUGAGUUUGAUGGCUAUACUUGGGAGUUCUGUUUCCACAACAUCACUGAAGAGGAUGUGUGUGUUUGUAAGUGUGUGUGAUGGGUUUUGCCUGUGAAGCAACUUGCUCAAGCCACUGGCAUUGUGUUGAUUUAAAAUUUUGAUGUGUGAGCCAUGAAUUUAUUAUGUUUCUUUGCUGGGAAAGCACCUUUGGAGCCUCAGUAAGACUUGAGAGCUGAAAACAGGGUCCAAAAAGCUAAAAAGAAAAUGUGAUGUCAGUGCUUUCAAGGCUUUCAGAUCAACUAGAAAUCAUAGAUAAAUUACAGAAAGCUGAUGUGAUUUUGGACAAUUUUUUAUCAUGUAAUAAACCUUGACUGACUACUUUCAAGUUGUUCCAUAUUAUAGAGAAAAAGGUGCUUUGGUGUUGUAUCAGUCUGUGUGUGUAAAGCUGUAAAACUUGUUCAAACAUUCUCCCUUUUACGUGUGUGUGCAAAGAUGUGUGCCUGACUUUGCAUCCAGAGCUGCAUGUGGUGUCUAGCUGAAUCUCACCUGGGUCUGACCUAACUAGGUCAUGUCCAGCCUGGCUUAUGGGCCACAACACAUAAAUCAUGAGUAAUCAUCUGAGUUUCUGUUCUGAGUGCUCGCUCUCAUCAGAGAGAUGACCCAGAAUGACAAGUAGAGUGUGAUAGUUGCUUUAUUGUUGCACUGCUUAACCAGCACGGAACAAUAAUUAUUUUAUUCCCCGGCCUCACAGAACAAGCCAUCUAUGUUAAUGCCUUUUUCAAUGUUUCUGCGGCUGACUCUCUUCUGUCUUUUUCUUCUUCCAUCUUAAUUGCUGUUGCUGCUGUUUCCCCGUCUAUAUUACCUUAAUGUCUGUCAUGUUUCUGUUGCUAGGUCUGAACUUUUUUAGACUCUGUGUGUGUGUGUGUGUGUGUGUGUGUGUGUGUGUGUG